This is a messenger RNA of Ilex paraguariensis (yerba mate), 1035 nucleotides long. NCBI's taxonomy places the organism in Eukaryota, Viridiplantae, Streptophyta, Magnoliopsida, Aquifoliales, Aquifoliaceae. The record is from the annotation of a GenBank genome assembly.
AUGUCUGACCACAGUGCAGAGUCCCAAGACGCUUCACCCAAGGAGAUGGAACCUGAGAAAACCGAGACCGGGCACCAAGCUCAGUCCUCCGUCGGUAUCUCAUACAAGAACCGUUUACAAGAGUACACACAACGGUCAUGCUUACCGCUUCCAAUAUAUGAUACUAUCAAUGAAGGAGAACAUCAUUUACCAAAGUUUAGAUCCACAGUGUUGGUAGAUGGAUCAUACUGUACCUCUCCCAACAUAUUUUCACAUAGAAAGGAGGCGGAACAGGAUGUUGCCAGGGUUGCCUUGCUUGAUAUAUCACAAAAGAUAAAGGAUGGAGGAUGUCCUUUUAUUCGUGAGGAUACAGUCUUUUGCAAGUCUAUCCUGAAUGAAUAUGCUAUCAAGUUGAGUCUGGAAAAACCCACAUAUGAAACAACUCAAUCGAAGGGAUUGAUUCCAGCUUUUGUAUCCUGUUCGGUUUUCAAUGGUAUUACAUACACUGGAGAAACUGGCAGAAACAAGAAAGAGGCUGAACAAUUGGCAGCACGUGCUGUUAUCUUAUCAGUUUUAGAUUCUGAUUCUAGAACCGUUAUGUCCGAGAUAAUUAAUUCCAAACACAAGCUUUAUGCUGCAUUGAAUAAAGUUAAGGAGACACACAAUGUUCACAAUGGCAUUACUCCUGAUGGAAUGAACACAGGAAAUGGUCUUGGCAUCCCCUUGAGCAAAAGAAAAGAAGUUGAAGCUACUGGGGGUACUAAUAACAUGCCUAUUACUGCAGUUUCUGAGCCUUGCUUGGGACAAAAUACUAUUAUUCCUGCAGCACAUCCACCUUUCCAUCAAUUUAAGAGACCUAAAUUAGAAUCCUCAUCGGAGGCGACACCUACCCCAAUCCAAUUUGUGCCUCCAGUUUUGGAGCAGCCUCUGCUUGGUGAUUCAACAACUGAUAGGAAGCGAAAUCGUAGAAACAAGAAGAAAGCUAAAAAGAACGAGCACGAUAAUGCUCAUGGUAAAGGUGAGGCUGUUAAGGAGCAAAAUGCCAUGCUUGAAUGA